GGUCAUCUCAUCUGCAACGGGGGGGGCUGAAUCAGGCCACGUCCAAAAGCUGAAUCUCUCGACCCUGUUCUUUCUCCCCUAGCUAUGAAACCCCAGUUGUGCCAAACCCCACUUGUAUAUAACCUCGGUCUGAUCAGUCUCCUUUCCUCCGCUUUCUCACUGGCUCUAGCCCCGGUCCGAUGUCAAACCCUAGUUGCGAUUGCGGGAUUUGUAACCGGCACCAACAUUCAGCCUGUAAUCAGUCGAUUCCCCAAACCAAAAAAAGUGAAAAACCAAUCAGCAGAGAGAAAGAGAGUGCUCUGUUGUGCUUCAAUGGUAGCAGCGGUAUCUAGAGGACCGCGGAGCUAAUGAUUUCAUUCACCGCUUAAUGUUGCAACGACGUCAAUGGCUUCAUUGACAGUCGGAGAUGAGAAAAGAGAAUGUAUGAAAAAGAGAAAAAUAUUAUAAAGGAUAUUUUUGGAAUCUUUGAAACAUAAUACGAGAAGUUUUAGACAAUUAGUACAAAUGGAGAAGUUUUAAUCGAUUAACUAAACCAUGAACAUACUUUAAGAAAUUUGCCCUUUCAAGUGGGUAACGUGCGAAUGCGACUACGAGGAUAACCUGGAAUUCAACUUCUUGGGGCGUAUUUCGUGGACAGUGAUUGGAACUCGUGCUCUUAACUCACUUUGGGUCGCAUUUAUUUAUUUAUUUUUUUUAAGGCACUUUGCGUCGUAUUUUGAGAGCUUCAUAUUCAUUUACUCGCAUCACACAGGCCACAGCUAUGAACUCAUUUUGGGUACACAAGCGAAGGCCUUUCGCUGAAUUAAAUUUCGCUUUUUUUUUUUAAAUCUUUUCCCAUUAUUAGUUUUUGGUUGGAACUCCUGCCGAGUUGGUUGGAUCGAGACUUCGGAUUUGGAAGAGUCUAUUGAUGAUCUAUCAGACGAGUUCGUGGCGUUGCUGCGGAUUUUAGAGGGUCGGAACCCCAAUUUCUGCAUCUGUAGUGAGUUGUUGUUAUCUUCUCAACCAUGGAAUUCUCUGUGCCUGAGGAGUUAUUAGGAACUUUUGCACAAAUUUUCGUCUAUUGGCUUUAUUCCGGCAUUUGUUUCUUGUUGGGAUCCUUCGACAAUUACCGGCUGCACUCAAGGAAAGAUGAAGAUCUUAAGAACCUGGUCUCGAAAGGGACUGUUGUCAAAGCCGUUCUUCUUCAACAGAUAAUCCAGGCUAUUGUUGCAAUCCUCUUGUUCAAUGUAAAAGCAAAUGAUAAUGGAACAGCUACAUAUUUGACACCUUCCUUUGUUGUCCUGGCAAGACAAUUCUUGAUUGCAAUGCUGGUUCUAGAUACAUGGCAAUAUUUUACGCAUAGAUACAUGCACCAUAAUAAGUUUUUGUACCGGCAUGUUCAUUCUCAGCAUCAUCGGCUUGUUGUACCAUAUGCCUUUGGAGCUCUAUACAACCACCCUUUAGAAGGACUUCUAGGCACUAUAGGUGGGGCCCUAUCUUUCCUCCUAUCUGGUAUGUCAGCCCGAACUUCUAUCUUCUUCUUCUCCUUCGCUAUUAUCAAAACAGUGGAUGACCACUCUGGGUUAUGGCUUCCUGGGAAUCUCUUCCAUGUGUUCUUUAAAAACAACACUGCAUAUCACGAUGUUCAUCACCAACUUCGUGGAAGCAAGUACAACUUUUCACAGCCAUUCUUUGUCAUGUGGGAUAGAAUUCUUGGAACUUACAUGCCUUAUUCACUUGUAAAGCGAGAAGGUGGGGGAUUUGAAGCAUGCCCAACAAAUGGAAUCAAGGCUGAUUGAUUACCUUUUUAGAUCCUUUUUGUGUAACCACGGUGUACCUUGAAUCUUUUUGAAGAUCUGUUCUGUUAAUAAGCCAUAAUGUUUAUGUUGUUUGUAUAUAUGUAAUUUGUAGUUUGUACUUUAUUACUUAGUUUUGAAAAUUAACAAUGGAGUGAUGUAUCCUAUAUUUUGUUUA
Messenger RNA from Nelumbo nucifera (sacred lotus), 1953 nucleotides. Its product is annotated as sphinganine C4-monooxygenase 1. Lineage: Eukaryota; Viridiplantae; Streptophyta; Magnoliopsida; Proteales; Nelumbonaceae. Gene Ontology annotation, molecular function: oxidoreductase activity; iron ion binding. Gene Ontology annotation, biological process: lipid biosynthetic process. The record is from RefSeq and is a predicted model, not a curated record.